UUAAACGUAACUGCAGGCGCUUCGUGCACUGCUUAGCAACGGUUGGCUACUCCUUAUAACGUCACCGUUUUAGGGAUUUAAAGCCUAACUGACCUGGAUUAUAUCAGGUUGUUUUGAACGAAUCCUCCUCUAGAAAUCAGAGGAUGCUUUUUUAAAAAAAAAAAAAAACGCACCUGAGACAAGGAAGCGUUCUGGAUGAUUUCUCUUUCAGGAGAGCUGGUGGUCAAGUGGGAAAAUCUGUCUAGUCGUGGAAUAGUCUAUUUUUUUUAAUUAUUGAUACUAUUCGCGUGGAGAGUCGGGGUAAGCUGCUGGUUUUAAAUUUUCAGAUAACUCUGGGAGACAUUACCCCCACGACUCUACUAAACGGACAGAUACAUUCCUAUUGGAAUAUCGUUCUUAAUGUAAAAUUGAACAGUCAUAUUGAUUGUCAUUGUCUUUACUUCUUAAUAAUUAGAAUGGAAAGCUAGUAUUAUGUUUUGAUCUGCAUUGCGAACAUUGUGCAUUUCUGGUGCUAGCUGGUAGUUUAAGCGACUAUUUCAUAGGCUUGUAUAAGUUUUUCGUUAUUACUCUGACAGAUUACUCUGACACAUGACCGUUCACCUUGUGCGGUAAAGGGCACGAGGCACAAGUGAUGCCGUUAUCUUCACCUUAGCAUUUCCACGCCGCGUAAAACGCUAUUAUUUUUGACAAAUAUUUAAAUACAGUAUAAUAAUACAGAUAAGCACAAUAAACACCUUGCGGUGCCAGUUUUCUCCCUUGUCCACGUCGAGAUAUAAGCCAGGUGUCAAGCAGAAUUUUAUUUUCGUAGCUAUUUCUCUGGCGUGGUCUUAACAAGGCUGCAAAUCAAAGCAACGUCGCCAAAUCACACCGCCAAGCUUCAUAAGGAGGACUGAACAGCUCAGUCUGCAAAAUGACGGAUGGUCCAAGACAAAGAACUAGUGCGACGGCGUCAGACAACGGGGAUGGAGCUGCUGAGUCCGGGAAACCUAGCGGAGAGACAGCCGUGGCACUGAAGAAGGAGAUUGGUCUCGUUAGUGCCUGCGGGAUCAUUGUCGGCAACAUCAUCGGCUCUGGGAUCUUCGUGAGUCCCAAAGGCGUGCUGGAGAAUGCCAGCUCCGUGGGCCUGGCACUCGUCGUCUGGAUCAUCACAGGCAUCAUCACAGCCAUAGGCGCACUUUGCUACGCCGAGCUGGGUGUCACCAUCCCUAAGUCUGGAGGCGACUACUCUUACGUUAAGGACAUCUUUGGAGGACUGGCAGGGUUCCUCAGGUUGUGGAUCGCUGUGCUGGUGAUCUACCCCACUAACCAGGCCGUUAUCGCUCUGACCUUCUCCAACUAUGUGCUGCAGCCCCUCUUCCCCACCUGCUUCCCCCCAGAGAAUGGUCUACGUCUGCUCGCAGCCCUCUGCUUGCUGUUGUUAACGUGGGUGAACUGUGCCAGCGUGCGCUGGGCCACACGUGUACAGGACAUCUUCACUGCAGGGAAACUGCUAGCCCUCAUCCUCAUCAUCAUCAUGGGAAUCGUGCAGAUCUGCAAGGGCGAGUAUUACUGGCUGGAACCAGCCAAUGCUUUUGAGCCCUUUCAGGACUAUGACGUGGGUCUGAUAGCUCUGGCAUUUCUGCAAGGUUCUUUUGCUUACGGAGGUUGGAACUUCCUCAACUAUGUGACAGAAGAGCUGGUGGACCCCUAUGUAAACCUACCUCGUGCUAUUUUCAUCUCUAUUCCUCUGGUGACAUUUGUGUAUGUGUUUGCUAACAUUGCCUAUGUCACCGCCAUGAGCCCUCAGGAACUGCUGGCCUCCAAUGCUGUUGCUGUGACGUUUGGUGAGAAGCUGUUGGGAGUGAUGUCAUGGAUCAUGCCCAUCUCGGUGGCCCUGUCCACCUUUGGGGGGGUCAACGGCUCCCUCUUCACAUCCUCUCGGCUGUUCUUCGCUGGUGCCAGAGAGCGCCAUCUUCCAAGCCUGCUAGCCAUGAUCCACGUUAAGCGCUGCACCCCUAUUCCAGCCCUGCUCUUUACUUGUAUCUCAACCCUACUGAUGUUGUGCACUAGUGACAUGUACACACUUAUCAACUAUGUGGGAUUCAUCAACUACCUCUUUUAUGGUGUCACUGUUGCUGGGCAGAUUGUACUGCGCAUCAAACAACCAGACAUGCAUCGACCUAUCAAGAUCAGUCUCAUAUGGCCAGUGAUCUAUUUGCUGUUCUGGGCCUUCCUGCUGGUGUUUUCCCUGUACUCUGAACCUGUGGUGUGUGGUAUCGGACUAGCCAUCAUGCUCACCGGAGUGCCUGUUUAUUUCCUUGGCGUCUACUGGGACAACAAGCCUCAGUGCUUUGAUACCUUUGUUGAUAAGAUGACGUACAUGGGGCAGAAGAUGUGCAUGGUGGUCUACCCAGCGGAAGAGGAGAAGGAGAAUGCACCUGGAGGAAACGGAACGGAGAUGAAUGCCGAGUCAGCUUGUUUGUCAGAAGUAGAGGAGGCAACGAAGAAAUCAGCUGACAACUGAACACAAAAAUGCCCAACACACCAAACCCAUGCACAAACAAGUACAUAAAGGGUUCAAGACCUGCUGGGUAAUGGGGUGAAUACUAACAAAGCACACACUAGUACAAGCUCUUGAUUUCUGUAUACACCUUUGCACUCCUACCAACCACUGUUUAUGGAAGGGUGGGCAGAGGUAGAAGUCAGAAGGGCGUGAUUAAGGGAGCUGGAUGUAUACCUUUACAUUUUCACUUGGCAUUUCUCUUUCCUCAAUGAUCUCGGUAUAAAUCAUUCAUCCACAUCAUUUCAUCACCAUUACCAUGGCAUCCACUUCUACUUUGGAAUGCCUUGUUUUAUAAUUCCUCAGAAGUCCAGGAUGUAUGUAAAAUACUGUUAUUUUAGUAAGGUCUGGCUGAUAUAAAACUACAUGAGGGUAAUUCACUUAGGUAUGCAUUAAAAUGAUAUUUUGAAGAUGUCAUACCUUUACCAAAGUGGUUAUUUUGGUAACCACAUUCUGCUGUAAACUCAUGCCACAAUCCCUGCUCAACUUUACAUGAUUCCUCAACUCUUUCUUAUAGCCCCUCAUCCACACACUGCAACACUACACUACAUUGUACAGAAGUAGGCAUUCACUUCCUGUCAAAUCAUGUUUAGUUGUUUGCUUUGAUUAAAAAAUGCAUUUCAGCUUACAUUCAUUCAACUACAAUAAUGCACAUUUCAGAGUUUGAGUCCAAAAGUUUUUUUUUUCAUUUUUUUUGCCUUAAUUGUGUUGACCCAAUUGGUUAUUUGUGUUAUGUUCCGCCAUUGUUCUUAUUCUUUUGGUUCUUUGUCAGUCAUUUUCUUGUUUUUAUCCAGGUGAUAACUCUGGGAUUUCUUUUUGAAGCUUGAGAUAGUAUAUUUAAAGAUGUAUAUUUAAGCACCACAUUUUGUGGUUUAGAGUAGGUUUUACCAGAAUCUUUAUCUAGUGCAAGUACAAUUCUUGGUCUUUUAAUUGCCUUAAUUCUAAUAUGUAAUAUAUAGAUACAUUUAGCCUGUGCUUGGGUAUUCCUCUUACCAAUGUUCACUAUUGAAUUUUUAUAUAUAUAUAUCUAUAUAUAUAUAUAAAAUCACUAUAGAAUUUUUAUAUAUAUAUAUAUAUAUAUUUGAAGAUAAAAUAUGUUUAUGAUAAAAAGGUUAUGAAAUUCAGUGCUGCCAAUGGACAACACAGGCUGUAGUAGGUUUAGCAAAUCAGACUGAUAUAAUGUAAGCAAUAGAAAAAUGUACUAUUUUUUUAUGCUACCGAUUUCUUUUGUAUUCACAGACCCUGAAAUCCAAUACCACCUACACUCUUAAUUACACAUCAUCCAUUGCAAAUUAAAUGACCUAAAUAAGUCAAUUAAAAUGGUCCUAAGUCUUAUGACAGUAAAAAAAAAAUAAAUCCCUUCUGGUGGUCCGUGCAUUGUCUCUAUAUACCAAUGUAUUUUUUAGAAAAAACCCUAAACUUUUAAACAAAUGUAAAUGUGGUGCUGUAGUGCUAGAUUUGCUUUAUUUUAGCUCUUCAUAUAUGAUUGUGGAAAAAGACUUGAACAGACCCUAAAUAUGUAUUUGGAGCCAGAUACUCUGAAAGAAUAUAGAUGUUAGAUAUGGUAAUGUGGGUGCAAUAAGAAACAUGAACGAACUGCCCAAGCCAGCCUUCGUGUUGACCUUCCAUAUUAUCCACAGGCUGCAAGAUCUGUACUGCCACUGUAACAUGAACACCAAUGGCUCCAUAGCUACCUUCCCAGUCAUCUACAUUUGCCACUGUUCAGCCAGGAGCCACCAAAGACAAAAAGGCUGAUGGGUAGAACAGCCUUGAAAUGUGCUCUGUUCUACCACAGCCGCAAGCCCAUUUCUAUAAUGUCUCUCAUGCUUCAUGGGUGUUUCAAGCGAUGAGUUAAACAUCACAAGCAUACAGCAUUUUAGCUCCAGGCUGAAUGAAGAUGUGCAAUAUUCAGUUGCAUACCUUGUGUCCAGUAUGAUCGAGUGUAGUAGUCAGAGGCUGCUACUGCUGUCUUCACAAAUGUGUGGUCGUCAUGGUCACAGACAUUCUGUGUUUGCUGACACAGAUUUAUUUAUGUGUCUAUGGGACGUCAAACCUAUACUUAGAUAAUACUCAUGAAAAAUUGUCCACCCUUUUCCCAUCACAUAUAAAUAUAGUGAAUGUAUAUAGGUGCUCUAAAAAACAGCAAUAGAAUGUUAGAGAAUAUUAUUACCUGAUUUUCAGGGCAUAUUCAAACUAGUAGUAAUCCCUUCAUUAUCAACAGUCUGCACUGUGUAUCUGUGAGCCAGGGUAUCUGUGAUGUAAUUUAUAUUGCCACUAAGCUAUUUGUUGAUGCCCAGUAUAUUGCCUGUAGCCCACUAAACCUAAACUGAGUGGAAUUCUAAAUACAGAUUUAAGAUGCUGUGGUCUAAAACAGAUUUUAUAUGGAGAACUAUUGAUAAUGUGGUUUAACACCAAACUUAAAAGAGGGAAAUGCUUGAACAAUUAAAUAAUUUCCAUUUAAUUAAAAUAGAUCAGAGAAAAUAAUUACUUUAGGGGUACAUGACUCCUGAUUAAUUAUUGGAUUUUAAAACUUGGUCUAAGUCAAAUUUUGCAGAGCAGUCCUGGGCUUCAUCUAUGUCAAAAACCAUCCGAGAGCCUCCUGAAUGUAGGAGCCCUACUAUAAUGCUGCAGAUACCGUUGAGUACAAAUGGUCCAUCUAGGUUUACGCUGUAUAUUCCCACAGAAAUUUGAAGACAGGCACUGAAAACCAUGCGUAACCCAUAAGACAAUACUCAUUUGAUAUUCUCUCAGUAAAUAACCUGCCAUCAGCAACAAGUGAUUGAUAUUUGUGGUAUUUGCAGUGUCACAUUGUAUUUAGAGCAUUGUUUUGUUUCUAUUAUGUAGGCUUUGGUAUAUGGCCAGUUUAGCCUAAUCAUUUAGCUAUGUCACCUUACAAACAUUACAUCUGGAUGUACUAUUUCUAGUGAUGUUAUGUCUUUUCUUAUGGGUUUUGUAUGUUUCAACUGUAUAUAAUAAGAGAUAAAUAAAUCUGUAUACUGAG
Messenger RNA from Electrophorus electricus (electric eel), 5540 nucleotides. The record is from RefSeq and is a predicted model, not a curated record. Lineage: Eukaryota; Metazoa; Chordata; Actinopteri; Gymnotiformes; Gymnotidae.